Messenger RNA from Adineta ricciae, 1839 nucleotides. The record is from the annotation of a GenBank genome assembly. Lineage: Eukaryota; Metazoa; Rotifera; Eurotatoria; Adinetida; Adinetidae.
AUGUCUUUUGUUCGACAAUCGCUACGAACGAGACCACCAUUUGGAGAAUUAGGUGAUCCGCCAUUGCCGCAUGAAAGUAAAGUCUUGUUUGAAGAAGAAUAUCUUCGAGUGCCCAAUGUACAAUAUGUGAGCCAACCACAGAAAACUAAUGAAACAUCCGGUCCGAAAAAGAGUAAACGCAUUUUGAAAACAUCAAGUAGAAAAGAAUUAGCGUAUGCUGAUCACGUUGAACGAUUAUUGAUAGAAGAUUCGGUGAAAAAACAACAACGACGACGGUCAUGGGUGUCAACCAAUUCGAAUUCUUCUCAUCUAGAUGAUUUACCAGCAGAAUAUGAUAAAGACUGGUUCUUCGAAAAGCUUUUGGAAAAAUUCGAAGAUAUUCGUUCAGAGCGUGUUCAUCCGCCAAAUGAUAAUGGUGGUCAAAGUAUUGAACGGAUUGUUGAACGUCGUUAUUAUAUCAAGAAACUACCGCAAAAACCAAAACGAAAUCAGGUAACAUCUACCACCGAUUUGCGAACACUUGGAAAGAAAGAACGUUUGCCAUCGGGUAUAUCGAGUGCAAGUGCAAUAUCAUCGGGAUGUUCUCGAUGCUCGACAUCGACACCGACCUAUGUUGAAGCUCUUCGCGAGCAGUCGGACUCGCUUCGACAUGAUUUUAUUGAAUUAAGAAGUGAAAUUGAGCAUCUUCUAGCAUCUCAGCACAUGCUUUUCCAGCAAUUACAAACGAAAAUCCCACCAAACACAGACAAUCGUCAAGCAACGAGCAACCAAACGGUACCUCCUAUUACUGGUAAACGAUCUCGAUCUGUUUCAACAGAAUCUCAAACAUCAACAGCGUCGUCAACGAGUGGAAAGAGCACUCCCGUACCUCAAACAACUGCUAAAUCCCCAUCACCAGCAACGUCUCCUUUGCCCAAAUCAGAAUUUAUUGCUGACAAAAGCCCUUCAUAUGUGCCAGCACCACCUGUCACUCCCUACAUCGGCACAAAAGCAAAUCCGGUAGCACAAAAACCUCCAACAAAUCCAUCUUUGAGUUCAGUAACUUCUUCAAGAACCACAACUCCACCAACUAAUGCACCGGUGACUUCUAAGCCGCCGAUGGUAGCACGAACAUCGUCAAUCAAUCCAUCGAUUAGUUCUAAACAAUCAUCUAUCGCACCAACACCAUCUAAUAAUCUAUCAGGUGAUGGAACAUCUACUCGGCCACCUAUUAGUAGUUUUAUUGCUCCAAGAAAACUUUCUAUUGAUUCUGUGGCAUCGGCAUCCGCUGCAUCAAGGCAUUCCUCCGAAGCGCCAACGCCGAUAUCAAUGAAAGCUCCACCACCAAUACCACCUGGACCGAUGCCCGUGCAUGAAAACGAACUCGCACAUCGACGUACAUUGUCGCCUCAUUCUCAGAUUGUGGCAUCAUCAGCAUCGGCUCUCGAUACAUCUACUUCUUCAUCGCGAUGCAGUAGCUCAUUGUCGAUUCAAUCGAUUUCUCGUAGUAUAAAUAAGCCUCCAACAAUCACAUUGGGUGAAAACGAACUUGAAGAUCUAGUUCAAUACAGUUCACAACUGGAGCUAGCAGGCUUUCCAGCAUCCAUGGCACCCGUUAUACCUAAUCCAGGUACAAGCAGUACAUUCUGGGAAUCCGUCGAUAACUAUAUACAGGAUACGCACUCAACAACUAGUACUACUGAUGCGUCGUCAAUACAUCGAUCGUACUACAAUACCCCAUUUGGUUUAGAUAAUCAGAGUACAAAACAAUUAGAUAAAUACGAUCUUGAAAUCAAAGCUCAGGAAACGUUUAUUGGAAGUGCUCCGCUUCUUCUACCACCAAUCGACACUUCAAUAUGA